Molecule: messenger RNA, 1767 nt
Organism: Dioszegia hungarica
Lineage: Eukaryota; Fungi; Basidiomycota; Tremellomycetes; Tremellales; Bulleribasidiaceae
Exons: 2
Coding region: 1-1767 (588 amino acids)
Source: RefSeq, a predicted model, not a curated record
AUGUCCUCGAGCCCCCUCUCCUCAGCGAGUACCGUCUCCUUGGUCACCACGCUCUGUUCAUUAGGCGGAGCCAUGAGUCAGCAGAAUUCGACGGAGGAGUUGCCUUCCCUGGGCUCCGACGAAAGCCAACCUUCCCGGCGGGAGUCGCGGGACAGCGGAGACUUGGGAACGGACUACAAAUACAAUGAGGGCCCAGCAAGUCGCAGUGGAAUCUGUGAAACCACUUCGUAUACAGCACGUAUCGCAUCAGUCGACGACAACGACUCGAGCGAAGAGUUGACCGCCGUCUCCCAGGCAAGACGCAGCUCCGCCAAUCUCCCGCCAGACAUGAAGACAUUUAUAUCCACUUUGCAGAGUUUGAAGGACCAGUCGUCUUUUUUCGAAUCGAGUGAGGACCCGUACGCGUGGCGGAUCCCGAGGGAUGUCAGUAUGCCCCGAUCCUACGCAUCGUAUCGCGAGGCCGUCGACAAACAUCUACACGUUCUCAGCUUUGUCGAAGAAGACCCAGAGCCAGAGAGCUCCGAAGACGGAAAGGCUUCAGAGUAUAGCGAGUACACAUCCAGUGACGACGCACCUCCCCAGCCUCGUGACCCUCGCCAAACAUCCCUCUUUCAGGGUUACUCAGCCAUCAGUAGCCAGUCACAUUGCGAUCUGAAUGGCGCCACCUAUCACACCGUCACUGCCUCAUCAGCCAGUGACAACAGUCAGAGCGACACCAGCAUCCGCGAAGUUGCUGGAUCUGGAGACUCCGAGCGCCACCCCUUUGACUUGCCAUCGGUCUAUAGUCCUUUCCCCGACCAGGACUCCAUGGUCACGUCUAGAAGUACAGCCGUACCCGCAUCUGAAAUCGCUGUCGUCUCCGGCCCCUCGAGUAGGACCAGUGAUGGCCAUAGGUACACUUCCGAGGUAGACGAUUGGGACGACAUCAGCGUGCCAGACGAUUCGGGGUACCGGAGUCCUAUGUCUAGCUUCGAAACCUCAAGCUACGACGACCGUCAUACGAGAUCCAAGCACGUAACGCCUUUCGGACAGGCUAAGCAGUGGCUCAAGUCAUGGAAGGCCACUCGGGAGUCUUCGCGACAAACUCGUGCGGGCGCGACCUCCACUGCUAGUCCGAUGCAAGGUGGCUUUUCCCGCGCCAUCUCAUACGUCACCAGCAAGUGUGCCCCUCCACUCACUGACUUCCACUCCAAGAUGCACGCACUCCGCGGUACUGCCCAGUCCGAUAUGCCCAGCACGCGUAAAUCCCUCUUCUCCCGAUCUCGAAUGACUGGCAAGAUGUCGUCAGCCUACACGAAAGUGAGCAACUUUAACGCCUCGUCGUGCUAUGAGCGCGCUGCAACGGCGACGGGGAACUGUUACUCUAUUGCUGCAUUCAAUGUGAGCAAGGGGGUCAGCAGUGCGUGGGACUGCACGGGUGGGGCGGUCGCUAGCAGGGUGUGGAAGAGCAGUAAUGCCCGCUCGGGCGCUAACGCUCCUUCAUCACGCAACGACGGCGGCACUACCGCCGGAAGUGGUACCUUCCUCUCCAAGGUCCAAUCCACCUUUCGCAGCGGGCGCUCAGCAUUUGGUAAGAUCACAGCCAAGAGCGGAAGAGGUGGGAUAUUCCGGACGGGCCUUACAUGGGCGCGGGGUACUCAAGCUACGGAUACAGAUGCACGCACAGAAUCUGUAUGCCCGCGUCUCACAUUGACAGACUUCGGACCGUCCAUCGUAGACGGCGCAGAUCUCCUCGAACCGGAUUGGACGGAACAGUUUGCAUCCUAG